Molecule: messenger RNA, 504 nt
Organism: Ostertagia ostertagi
Lineage: Eukaryota; Metazoa; Nematoda; Chromadorea; Rhabditida; Trichostrongylidae
Source: the annotation of a GenBank genome assembly
AUGCUGCCCGUGGCGCUGAUGGUUGUGCUGGCACUGUACAACGGUGGCAAGUCAACAGCAGCAUACAACAAUAAAUGUAUGGACGCCAGAAUUGACAACUAUAUAGCAGCUCAAUCCAACGAUCGGCAGGCGGUUCUAAGGCAGAUUCAUGCAAUUAUUAUUACAGCCGAUAAAACAGUGGUUGCUGCUGUGGAACCAAUGAUGGGAAAGGAAAUGAUUGUGUACAAAGGCAGCGGAUUGAUGAAAUAUGGUUUGGCCGGGGUAAAGAAUUAUAUGUCGUUGCAUGUGAUGCCCAUCUACGGAUCAAAGCCCCUGUAUGCAAAGUACCAGUCUCUUUUACCCGGGGCAGGUUUCCAGAAAGGCUGUAUUAAUUUUACCAGUGAGCAACAAAUGCCUUUGGCUAUUGUGCAGCAGCUAAUGGCGGAAUGCGCAAAAAUUGACCUGUUUAAAAUGAAGGAGGAUUACCAGAAGGCUAAGCGAUCAAAAAAUAAGCAUAAGUGUUAA